AUGGGGGCCGUUUUGUCGUACUACUUCAAGAAGCGCAACAAGGUGAGCGAGGUGGACUUCCCGUGCUACCGGGAGUACGACGCCUAUGGCCAGCAGAGCGUUCCGGUGGAAGGCAGCAGCGCCAGUGACCGCUCCAUGAUCUACCGCAUGGCGAAGACGAGCAACGCGGACUUCGAACGCCUGCGCGACGAGUGGUACAGGGGUGGCACCUGCCUCUCCGUUGUCGAGACAAUCUGCAAGAUGCGCGGCCAGGCCACGUGCUUAGCUUACCGGAAGCUGAGAGAGAUCGAGAAGAGCGAGACGACCACCGCUGAUGGCCGCACGAAAGUGCUCGAGACGUACGUAUUUGAGCCGGGGCUGCGGACGAUCAGCUACGAGCGCCUCUGGAAGUGCGUGAUCAACUUCGGCCGCGGCCUUCAGGAGAUCGGCCUCAAGAAGGGCGACAUCGUCUCCAUCUAUGAGGAGACUCGUUGGCAGUGGCUGGCCACCCUGUACAGCUGCUGGUCACAAAACCUCGUCGUGUCCACCGUGUACGCCAAUCUCGGUGAGGACGCGCUCCAGUACGCCUUGGCAGAGACGCAGUGUCGUGCAAUCGUGUGCAACGGCUCCAAGGUGAAGGACGUGCUGCAGAUGUUCGAGUUAAUCGAGGCACCCAAGCACACCAAAAUCAUCUACCUCGACGAGUUGCCAUCCCCGGUGACGUCAGAGGAGUACGACGUGCACGCAUGGAUCGACCUGGUGCUACUCGGGGAGAAGAGCGAGGCCAGGCACCACAUCCCUAAUGGCGCCGAGAACAAGGAUGACCUCGCGCUCAUCAUGUAUACGAGCGGCACCACUGGCAACCCGAAGGGCGUCAUGCACACACACGGUAGCCUUUACAGCGGCUGCAUGACGAUCAAUCAUCGAAUCACCGACUUGCUAGGGGAGAUGACGGUACAGGAGUGGUACUGCUCCUACCUACCUCUCGCCCACAUCAUGGAGUUUGCCGUCACCUCGGUGCUCAUGAUGCGCGGCGUCAUCAUCGGCUAUGGCAGCCCACGCACACUGACAGACACCUUCGCCAAGCCGUACGGCGAUAUGACUGCGUACCGGCCGUACUUAUUUGUCGCUGUCCCGCGGGUCUUUGAUAUGAUGAAGAAGGCCGUAGAGGCGAAGCUGCCGCCUCCGGGGUCGAUCAAGCGCAAGGUAUUUGAUAAGGCCUACAAGGAUCGCCUCAAGGCGCUCAAGUCAGGCCGCGACACGCCAUUCUAUAACAAGAAGGUCUUCUUCGCUGCCCGUCAGGUGAUGGGCGGCCGCGUGCACGCGAUGCUUAGCGGUGGAGGCCCACUCUCGGCGUCCACUCAGGAGUUUGUCAACGUUGUCUUUGGCAUGGUUAUUCAGGGCUGGGGUAUGACGGAGACGGUUUGCUGCGGCGGCAUCCAACGCACGGGCAACCUUGAGUACAACUCGGUUGGUCAGGUACUCAAUACAGAGGAGCUGCAGCUGCUAGACACGGAGGAGUUCAAGCACACAGAUCAGCCAGAGCCGCGCGGUGAGGUGCUGCUGCGCGGCCCCUUCCUCUUCAAGGGCUACUACAAGCAGCCAGAGCUGACGAAGGAGGCGCUGGACGAGGAGGGAUGGUACCACACUGGCGACGUGGCUGCCAUGGCCCCGAACGGCACCGUGCGCAUCGUUGGCCGCGUCAAGGCGCUCGUCAAGAAUGCCAACGGCGAGUAUCUGGCGCUAGAGGCGCUGGAGAGCAUCUACGGCACGAACGAGGUCACCCUUCCGAACGGCGUCUGCGUGCUUGUCAACUCGCACCGCAGCUACAUCACCAUCAUUGCCUUGACAAACGAGGCACUGGUGAAUGCGUUCAUGAAGAAGCACAAGAUCACAACCGGCACGUUUCCUUCCAUCCUGAAGGACAAGGAGUUUCUGAAUAAGGUGCUCUUCAGCCUCCAGAAGACGGGCCGCGACGCGCAUCGCUCCUCAUUCGAGAUAGUGCAGGGCGUGGUGUUGUUGGACGAUGAGUGGACGCCGGAGAACGGCGUGCUGACAGCCGCCAUGAAGCUCAAGCGCCGCGUCAUUGAGGAAAGGUACGCGGACGCCAUCAAAGGGCUCUUCGAGAAGGAGUAG
This is a messenger RNA of Leishmania braziliensis MHOM/BR/75/M2904, 2115 nucleotides long. RefSeq names its product putative long chain fatty Acyl CoA synthetase. Gene Ontology annotation, cellular component: membrane; endoplasmic reticulum. Bases 1 to 2115 code for a protein of 704 amino acids. The transcript has a single exon. Gene Ontology annotation, molecular function: long-chain fatty acid-CoA ligase activity. The record is from RefSeq and is a predicted model, not a curated record. NCBI's taxonomy places the organism in Eukaryota, Euglenozoa, Kinetoplastea, Trypanosomatida, Trypanosomatidae.